AUGCAUGCAGGGUCCCUCCCGUCGCGGGAGGGGUUUCCGCACUCUUCGUUUUCGCUGCCUCCGAGCCCUGCAGCAGCAGCAGCAGCGGCGGUGCGCAGCAGCAGCAGCAGCAGCGGGAGCGCCUGGGCAGCCGCAGCAGCAGCAGCAGCAGCAGCGGCGCCGCGGUACCUGCGGACGCGGUUUUUUUUCGAGCCGCAGCUGCAGCAGCAGCAGGAGGAGCAGCAGCAGCUGCUGCUGCAGCAGGGCGUGCUCGGCUCCGACUCUGUUGCUGCUGCAGCAAGAGGCAGACACAGUGUUGUCUGCCGCCACUGGUGGCGAGGUGCAUGCAUGCGUGGGGCUGCAUGCGAUUUUCUGCACAGAGUCAUUUAUCUGCGCAUGCCCAAGUGCAGGCUCGACGGCGCCUGCCUCGACGCAGCCAGGGGCUGCUGCGUGUACCGGCACGAGCAGCAAAACGAGACGGUGGAGAGCCUGAUAGGGUCGGACGCGUGUCGGCUGCUGUGCAGCAGCGGGAGCAGCAACUACACGCAGCAGCAGCAGCAGCAGCAGCAGCAAGAGUGUCUCCACUACUUCUUCGGCUACUGCAAACAGGGGCCCCGCUGCAGAAAGAGACACACGCAGCUAAACAGAUCUUUGAUGCCUGCGGUGGCUCCCAACUGGUUUCUCGAGGCUGUUGUCGCCAACUUCAAG
Eimeria tenella is the source of this 687-nucleotide messenger RNA. RefSeq lists its product as uncharacterized. Gene Ontology annotation, molecular function: metal ion binding; RNA binding. The annotation marks the transcript as partial. The transcript has 2 exons. Lineage: Eukaryota; Apicomplexa; Conoidasida; Eucoccidiorida; Eimeriidae. The record is from RefSeq and is a predicted model, not a curated record.